This is a messenger RNA of Fundulus heteroclitus (mummichog), 1461 nucleotides long. Its product is annotated as 3-mercaptopyruvate sulfurtransferase. The record is from RefSeq and is a predicted model, not a curated record. Gene Ontology annotation, molecular function: thiosulfate-cyanide sulfurtransferase activity. NCBI's taxonomy places the organism in Eukaryota, Metazoa, Chordata, Actinopteri, Cyprinodontiformes, Fundulidae. Gene Ontology annotation, cellular component: mitochondrion. Gene Ontology annotation, biological process: transsulfuration. The transcript has 2 exons. Bases 94 to 981 code for a protein of 295 amino acids.
UAAUGAUCUGGGCGAGACUGACAACAACCGCCGACACUUUCUUCCGGCUUCAGUGCUGUUUGCUCCCGUCUCUCCUGCAGCUCCAUCCUCGUCAUGGCGUCUCCAACUCCCGCUGUGGUCUCCGCUCAGUGGCUGGCAGAAGCCGUCAAGAAUAAGCUCGUCGGUCCAAAGCUGCGUAUUCUGGACGGGUCCUGGUACCUGCCGAAAAGCAAGCGCGACACCAGAGAGGAGUUCAGUCAGAAACACAUCCCGGGAGCGUCGUUUUUCGACAUCGACGCAUGCAGCGAUACGAGCUCCCCGUAUGACCACAUGCUGCCGACGUCCGGCUUCUUCUCCCGGUACGUGGGAGAGCUCGGCAUCGGGAACGACACCCACGUCGUGGUCUACGACACCAGCGACCGGGGCUCGUUCAGCGCGCCCAGAGUGUGGUGGAUGUUCCGGGUGUUCGGGCUCGGCUCGGUGUCGGUGCUGGACGGAGGCUUGAAGAACUGGCUGGCUGAGGGUCACCCGGUGACCUCCGACUACAGCGAGCCGGAGCGGAGAGACUUCCAGGCGAGCCUGAAUCAGUCCUGGGUGAAGAGCUUCGAGGAUGUGCUGGAGAACAUCAAGACCAAGCAGGUCCAGGUGGUGGACGCCAGGUCUGCUGGCAGGUUCCGGGGAACCGACCCAGAACCCAGAGAAGAUAUAAAGUCUGGGCAUUUCCCCGGAGCAAUCAACAUGCCCUACACGUCUUUCCUGGAUUCUUCCGGAAAGCAUCACGGCACCGAAGCCCUGACCGAGCUCUUCAAGAAUGCUGGAGUGGACCUGGAAAAGCCCAUCUGGGCGUCCUGCGGUUCCGGAGUCACGGCGUGCCACGUCGCUCUGGCUGCCGACAGGCUGGGGCUCUCUGAUCUCUGUCUCUAUGAUGGGGCCUGGGUUGAGUGGUUCAAAAGGGCGCCUUCAGAGCUCAUCGUUUCUGAGGGGACGGGAGAGAAGGCAUAAGCAAUUUUAAGAUAAAGUGGAAGCAGGGUUAGGUUUUUGUGUGUACUAUCUCUUCUGUUUUUAUUUUAAUGUAGUUUCAAGGCACAGCGAUAGUAUCACAUCAUUUGAGGAAUGCUUACAUAUAUUGAUGCGUUAUUUACUUUCUGAAGUGGUUUACAAAUGUCGUGUUUUUACGCAGAAGAUUGAAACAUUGUAAACUGUAUACACAUGAAAAUAAAGAAAUUAUAUAGAAAAUGUAAAACACAAUAGAAAUGAAUGCCUCUGUGCCUGCUAUUUCUAUUGAUUUAUUUGUAAAGUGUAGAGUAUUUAACUAAUUUGAAACCUAAAUCCUCAUUAAAUAUAAAAAGAAUAAAGUUCUUGCCUUAGUGAAGGAGUCUUGUCACUUUUCCUGAUGUGCCGGUUAUUUCUAAAAGCUGAAAAUCUUGGUCAACUGGGUUGUAUCCAAAGAAGCGUUUCUAAAAAAAUAAAAGGAAGACAGCU